AUGCCUGCCCAUUUCCGGCCAUCAAAUGGGGAUACAAAAUUGUUAUCGCCCUUGGAUUUAGCACGGCCAGAACAUGGGACGUGGAUUGGUGUUACUACGAGUGGAAAAGUCGCUGUUUUGGUGAAUUACCGUGAUGUGGAUACUGAGUAUAAUAUGAAGGAGACUUCAAGAGGAGUGUUGCCAUUGAACUUCCUAUGUUCAAAUGAUUCAGACGAGGAAUGGAAGAAGAGACUAAUGUCAAAGAUGCAAAGUGGUACUAGUGAUGUUGAUUUUAAAAAGAUUGGUGGUUUCACAUUACUAUAUGGAAGUUUGAAAAUUGACCCGAAAACAAAUAGGAUAGACCAUUUAAAUAUUUUGAGUAAUCGUGGUCACUAUGGCAAAGUUUUCGAAUCCCAUAGUAGUAGUGAAGAAGAUGAACAUUGUUCCCAUUAUGAUGAUGAUGAUGAAAUUGCUUCAAAGUCGACUUUUGGAUUAUCCAAUUCGCUAUAUAAUGAGCCGUGGAAAAAAGUGUAUUUAGGAGAGGAUUUGGUAAAGAGAAUGAUUUCAAGAUCUAUUGAGCAAGGCAACUGGACUGAAAAUCGUUUGGUUGAAGAGUGUUUUAGUAUUUUAAGUCAAAAUACAUAUAAACAAUCCAUUGCAGAUCAAGAUGAUUAUGAUUUAAAGUUAUUGGAGUUGAGAAACUCUAUAUUCGUACCACCAAUAGACUUGGGAGGAGAAAAUAGUACAUGUGUUUCAAUUGGCAAGUACUAUGGUACGAGAACACAAACGGUGAUACUUCUAGAUAAAUGCGGCUAUUUGCAUUAUUAUGAAAAAAACUUGCAUAGCUCAGACAUUGAGCAGCUUGAUAAACCACAAAUUGUAUCACACUACAAAUUCAGUAUAUUCGACGACAGUCAGGAUGGAAAACUGAACAUGAACAUGAAAAAAUCAAUGUAA
Lodderomyces oxycetoniae is the source of this 936-nucleotide messenger RNA. RefSeq lists its product as uncharacterized. Bases 1 to 936 code for a protein of 311 amino acids. The transcript has 2 exons. Gene Ontology annotation, biological process: protein secretion; Golgi organization. The record is from RefSeq and is a predicted model, not a curated record. Lineage: Eukaryota; Fungi; Ascomycota; Pichiomycetes; Serinales; Debaryomycetaceae. Gene Ontology annotation, cellular component: Golgi apparatus.